AUGCAAUGUUGUAGAAAUUCUGUGAUUUUUAUUGUGGCCAGUCUCGCGUUUUAUGAAUCCUUUGCUGCAAAAAUAAGCCUUGUAAGCAACAAUGCCACAUUGAGCAUAGGCCAGCCAGCAAAAUUCCUCUGCACAUGGCAGGACACGGAGGACGUGGGUUCAAAUCGGGUCACGUGGAAUCUACCUGGUCGAAUUUAUAUAUUUACUCACUCGGCAUCAUUCCAUUCAACUUGGUACAAAUUUGAUUUACCCUCUGCCAUUCCCCAGGCAAACAUCACUCCAAUUUCUGAUGACGUAGCUGGCUAUGUCUUGUCUGGCACAAAUCUGACACUCCUCUGCACGUGGAACCCAGAAGCACAAGAUGCUUAUUUUGUGAGAUGGAACUGGCCAGACAGCAAUGGUGAAUACCUAGGAGCCCAGAAUUUCUAUUCUUACAAUUUUGCCAUUCCAAAUAAGACAUGUGAAGGUGGUCAGCUCCAUAAAUGGGAGCCCAAUUCUGUCUCUUAUCCACUCAAGGGUCGAACAAGUAUGGUUUGCUUGAAUGAAUCAUCUUCAUAUCUUCACAUCACAAACAUUUCUACAGCGGAUGAUGGUAUUUCUAUUAAUUGUUGGGGUUUCACAUUUGAUGCAAUAUACACCAUACAUGUAUAUCAUGACAGUUGUGCCAGCCAACCUUGUCUAAACAGUGGAGAAUGUAUAAAUGAUGGAAUAUCUUUUCAUUGUAAAUGCCUAGCAGGUUUCAAAGGGCGUCACUGUUCAAAAAUGAAAAUCUGGUUACCAGUGACAAUAGGAGGAGCAAUUGUUUUAUUUCUUAUCAUCAUUAUUGUCAUUUCAAUAAAAGUAAAGAUGCUUCUUUGUCCUCGACUGCAAGGUGCUGUCAGAAGUGAUUCAAUUCUUUCAAAUGUUCAUACACCUUACAUGGAACUUGGAUCAAUUUGA
Molecule: messenger RNA, 939 nt
Organism: Acanthosepion pharaonis
Lineage: Eukaryota; Metazoa; Mollusca; Cephalopoda; Sepiida; Sepiidae
Source: the annotation of a GenBank genome assembly